AUGGGUGCAGAGCGGAAGCAGCUGUGCGCAGCAAAGAAGGCGUCCGCCGAUGAAGAACAAGGAUCCGGUGGCCUCUACGGCGCUGUGAACAAAGCCGUGGAAGAUCCGGGGAAAUGGUUAAAGGGUGUGGCCAGGUGGCUGGAAACCUCCGAAGACACAGAUCCGGUCCGGGUCUUCACGCUUUGCUGCGACGACUUCCGGCCAAGGCGAUUGAAGGCUCCGGUGGUUCUCGCGUGGCUAACAGUGCAGCUGCUGGGUUUAAUUUUCCAGGUGAUUCUCUGGUUGGAGGUGGGGCGCAACCUCGAGGCCUUCGAAGAUACCUUGGCCCAGAACUGUGCCCCUUCGCUUCAGCAGCAUGGCAUCUGCCUUGGGCCCGCCUGGAAUCUGAGCUAUUCUGGGACCUUGAGCUUUCCGCCAGGCGAGAGCCAGACGGUUGGAGAUGCGGCCUCAGCCCAGGGGGCAAAGGCCAUGGAAGUUCAAGUUGAGGCAAUGCCAGGAUGGGAGGUGCCCAAGGGCUGUCUCGUUGGGGUACGUCUUGGGGAAGCUCUGAAGCAGCGCCGGUUAGAUGGCAGAUCUGCGAGCAACUAUGUCUUCCCCAAGCAGGAUGCCAAAAGGAGAGCAAGGAUCGACGUCUAUCGGCAUGUGGGAUCUUGCUCAGUGGAGGUCGACCCCAGCAGCAUAAACGCAAAUGAGGUGAACAUACCAUGUUCUGAUCCGUCGUUGCAGUCGAUACGGCUGAAAAUCACUUCGCAAGCUGCGGGCUCUUCCUCCGAGGAGCAGAGGCAGCGGCAGCAAGAGCAAGAGAGCAAGGAGUCUGCCUUGAACUACUUGGCGGCCCAUGACAUCGAGCAAACGCUUGCAGAAUCUGUUCGCCAAAUGCUGAAGACACGGCCAGAGGAUCCCAUUGGCUUCCUAUGUGGCCAUCUCCAGUCCUCCAGCUCCAAGCCGAAGGCUCAGGAAUGGACGGAGGUGGCCUCCUGGAGCGCGGCCUUACCGUCUGCAGCCGCCACCGAGGUGGAGCGAAAACUUGGCAAGGAACUGAUCCAGCUGCAGGGCAACCUCGCAGGACAGUACCUCCCGCUGCCUUCUUCUAGGAGUUGGCCACUCAUGCCUGAAGGCAUGCCAGCUGCCUGGAGUGAGAAGCUGCGCAAGGAGGGACUGCUGUUCGAGGCUUCAGAGCCGAGCGGCCGUGGCAUCUUCGUUUCGCACGGUCAGGAGCGAAUCGAUGAAGUGAUCGUGCCGCCACGGAGUCUCCAGGUACAAAACUGGCCCAGUAUCAGCACUCGUACUAUUACCAGUACUCCUAGUACGAGCACAACAACAACAACUACUACUACUAUUACUCCUACUACCCUGCAGUGCUGUCGACGACGUGCCAGGUAG
Messenger RNA from Symbiodinium sp. CCMP2456, 1383 nucleotides. Lineage: Eukaryota; Dinophyceae; Suessiales; Symbiodiniaceae. The record is from the annotation of a GenBank genome assembly.